Molecule: messenger RNA, 803 nt
Organism: Pelagomonas calceolata
Lineage: Eukaryota; Pelagophyceae; Pelagomonadales; Pelagomonadaceae
Source: the annotation of a GenBank genome assembly
GUUCUCAGUGCCGUUCCAGCUGCCCACGGACUCCCAUAGCGCGGUCCGCGAGGCCAUCGCGCUGCAACGCUUCGCGGAGUGGCCGUCUGACCCGGCCGACGCUGCCCGGGCAUCGAAUCCGGUGCUCGGACGCCGUCGUAGCACAUAUGGGCAACGCACUGCGGCUCGGCGUGGGUCUCCUCGCGUUCGCCGCGGCGGAGGACCUGCCCUGGUGCGACGAGGACGACCGCUACGACACUCAACCAGUCUUCGACCGGGGACAAUACAUCGGCUGGCAGACGCCGAAGGUGGCGGCGGCGCUCGACAAGGACCGCGAGGGCCUCGGCCCCACGGGGCGCUACUGCCUGUUAGGCGGCGAGGGCCCGAAGAUCGCCGAUCGCUUCAAACCCCGGUCGCAGGAGGACGAGUGGCACCUGCCGCAUUUGGACGACCUGCGGGAGCGACACGAGGCUCGCCGCGACUACUGGCUGGAGGAGGGCCUCGAGCGCUUCGCGGAGCACCGCGACCGCAUCACGGAGCUCACGGACGCCGCCCACGACGCGCACGAGCGCGCGCGGUGGGACCGCGACGAGCGCGCGCACAACCGCGCCGUCGCCAUGGACGUCUUCGCCGAGAAGGAGCGCGAGGACUGGGCGAAGAUGGAGGAGGAGCUGGCCCAUUUAUUGGACCGGGACCAGCUCGCGGAGCGGGGCCAGAGCGACCUCGCCAUCUCCUCGGCCGAGGAGCGCAUGCGCUGGGAUAUGGAGGAGCGGCGGAAGCGGAUGGCCGAGGCGGCGGCGCGGGCCUAACAAUAUGUUUACUUA